AAAAUUUGAAAUCUUGAAAAAUGUUUUUUUCGGCCCUGCUUUUGCCUUCUUCAUGAAGUGGCUUUCCUGUUCCUGUACAGGCACAGAGGGUCGUGGAUCGGCCAAACAUAUACAGUAGUCUUCCUGACCUUGAAGAAUAUUGUCGUCAUGUUCACCUCUGGAUUUAAAUACUCGGCUUACGCUGCCGGCAUCAGUGUUGGAGCAGCCAUUGGCUUGACUCUGAACGGAAAUGAGCGAAUCUACUCGUCGGUUAUCAUGCCUGCUGUGCAGUGUUUAGAUGGGGAGAGAGCACACCGCAUUGCCGUUUUCUCUGCAAAGUAUAACAUGAUGCGGUUCUCGUCCAAGCCUGACACUAGCACACUGCACCAAACAAUCCUGGGCAUGAAGUUUGAAAAUCCCGUCGGCAUAGCGGCUGGUUUUGACAAGCAUGCUGAGGCGGUCGAGGGACUAUUUUCCAUGGGCUUUGGAUUUGUGGAGAUUGGGUCUGUCACACCGGAGCCCCAGGCUGGGAAUGAGAAGCCUCGUGUUUUCCGCCUGAUCCCGGACAAAGCUAUUAUAAACCGGUAUGGAUUUAACAGUGAAGGUCACAGCGCCGUUGAGGACCGAUUGAAGGGCUUACCGAUUCUGGACGGACCCCUUGGUGUAAACCUUGGCAAAAACAAAACCAGUACAGAUGCUGCCAACGACUAUGUCCUGGGUGUGAGAAACCUAGGUCGCUAUGCAAACUACUUGGUCAUCAAUGUGUCCUCACCAAACACGCCAGGCUUGCGAAGUCUUCAAGGCAGACAGCAGCUUCAUGACCUUCUCUCAAAGGUUGUAGCUGAGAGAGAUGAGCUGACAAAGAGCAUAGGUCGGAAGGUUCCAGUUCUCGUAAAGAUUGCGCCAGACUUGACUGAUAAGGACAAGGAAGAUAUUGCAGCUGUAGUGCUGGAAUUAAAGAUUGCUGGUCUGAUUGUUAGCAACACAACUUUGUCCAGACCGGAAUCCCUGCAAGGCAGUGCUAAAUCAGAGGCAGGUGGCCUGAGUGGUGAACCCCUGAAGAGAAUGUCAACACGGCUGAUCCAUGACAUGUACAAGCUCACAAAGGGCAGUGUAUUGAUCAUCGGUGCUGGAGGUGUUAGCAGUGGACAAGAUGCCUACGAGAAGCUUGCUGCCGGUGCAUCUCUUAUUCAAAUUUACAGCUGCUUGGCGUACAUUGGGCCACCAGCAGUGUCCAAAAUCAACAGAGAGCUCACCUCCAUAUUAAGGGAGAAAGGCUACUGGAAUGUCCAGGAUGUUGUGGGAAGUGCACAUAUAGCCCAGAAGAAAACGUAGCUCUGCAAUUCUGACCGAUUUGAGUACUUCAAAACAUUUGAUACGUAUCUUCACCUUUGAAAUUCGGGAUCCGUACACAGAAGUACGGUGUAGUCACGUACUGGUGACGCGUUCACUUGAUGACCGCCGUGCUACUAGUGUUUCUAGCAGUCUUAUUCUUUUCUAGGUUAGCAGAGCCCCAAGGAAGUACAUGUACUUCAAAGUAGAACAUACGCAAUGCUGCACCAUGGCUGUGUUGCAAAGUAGUCAACACUUCCCCAGUGUACUGCACCAUGGCUGUGUUGCAAAGUAGUCAACACUUCCACAGUGUACUGUUACAGCUGCUGGUGCUAUUGCUACUACUGCUGCACGCGCUAUCGUUCACCAGUUGCCCGACUUUUUGCUGCGUCUGCCAUCGUUCUCUGCAGUGUGUCGGUGUGUGUAAUGAUCAGCAGUGUAGGGCGUGUGUGCGAGAACGUGACUUCAGUGACACUUUUGAUCUGCUCCUUAUUUUGGGACAAUGCCCUUGCUGGCAACAACAGGGUUUUAGUAUUAUUAUUAUUGUUGAAUUUAGUAAUUUCUUGACUUUCAGGUGUAAAUUAUGAAUGAGAUUACUGCCGUUUGUAGUGCUGAUCUCAUUUUCAUUGCAUAGUACAAGUGUAGUAGCAGUUUUCUAGCUUUACAACACAUGUAGCCGUGGUUGGCUAUAAAAACCCUGCAAUCGCCACGCAAAGUGGUCAUUGGCUACCCCAGCCAUGUAUUGCUUGGAAUGAAAUAAAAAAUAAUAAUAAAAA
Messenger RNA from Sycon ciliatum, 2087 nucleotides. RefSeq names its product dihydroorotate dehydrogenase (quinone), mitochondrial-like. Gene Ontology annotation, molecular function: dihydroorotate dehydrogenase activity. The transcript has 9 exons. Gene Ontology annotation, biological process: 'de novo' pyrimidine nucleobase biosynthetic process; UMP biosynthetic process. NCBI's taxonomy places the organism in Eukaryota, Metazoa, Porifera, Calcarea, Leucosolenida, Sycettidae. Gene Ontology annotation, cellular component: cytoplasm; mitochondrial inner membrane. The record is from RefSeq and is a predicted model, not a curated record. The coding region runs from base 148 to 1314 and encodes 388 amino acids.